AUACCCCCAAGCGCAAAACCCGUAGUCACUCUGGCGACUUAAUCUCCGGACUGCCUGAGAAGACAACUGGUCGGAAGCGCACUAGUGAGACUUCUCCCCUACAUCUGGUGACUCGGGAAUAUCAGCUCUCCCGCCGAUGGUUCGUGUGCAAGGAGCACAAGCAAAGAGAAGGAAAACUGGUGACUUAUCUUCUGCUCCUAAAACAAAUGAAGCCUUAGGCACGAGCACCUCUGUCCUAAAGAUUGAUGAGGAGCAAGCGGCAACUCAUGAUAUUCCCGAUGUCCGGGAUGACUCGCCCGUAAUUUUGAAGGAAACUGCUGACAAGGUUAACCCGCCAAGCCCUCUCAAGUCGACCGAAGAUCCAGAUGAUGUUGUAGUCACCCGUACUGGCUACUCCACUCCUCUAGUUGCGGUACUGUCCAAGCAUAGCUCCAAGGAAUCUCGUCCUUCCCCUGAUAACGACACCAGUAAAUUCAAGCUCCCCCAUUAUGAGAAGCUGGAAUUUGACCAAGUUUGCUCUGGCUUCGUAAGUCACCUAGAGAGGGAUUAUGAGGUGAACAAAAGCUUGAUUCAUCUUAUGAAGGUUAAGCAUGAGGAGUCUAUGACCCAGACUGAGUCGGCUUUAGCCGACUUAAGGAAGAAUCUGGCUGAACAACAAGAUGCACAAUCUAAGUCGGGGAGGAAAUACCGCUUGAUUCUGGCUGAGCUGGAGAGGAUGAAGGCUGACCAUCAAAAACUGGAGAAGAAAGCCAAAGCUGACCUAGCCGCCAUCCUUAAGCGUGAUGAGCAAGCUGAGGAAAAAUUGGAAGCCGCCCAGCAAGAGCUUUCCGGCUUAAAAAAGCACAUUUCCGACAUGACUGUCGCUAUGAAGCAUUAACCAUUGCCUAUUGAAGAAAUAAUCUGGUCUCCCAAAAAACUAUCAAAUACUGAUGUGUCAUUUGUAGGUUCACGAGCCGCCAAUCUUCUAGACGACGACAUGCUGAAGCUAAAUGCUAUAUAUACUUUCACCGAGCAACUAUAUACCGGGAGCGUGCUGUAAAUAGAGGAACUUAAAAUAUCAGCUGCCCGAAAAGGAGUCCUGAACACCCUGAGUCGGUGUUUAGCCUAUGCCCCAG
Messenger RNA from Hordeum vulgare subsp. vulgare (domesticated barley), 1115 nucleotides. RefSeq lists its product as uncharacterized. Bases 137 to 877 code for a protein of 246 amino acids. The transcript has 4 exons. The record is from RefSeq and is a predicted model, not a curated record. NCBI's taxonomy places the organism in Eukaryota, Viridiplantae, Streptophyta, Magnoliopsida, Poales, Poaceae.